Hyaloscypha bicolor E is the source of this 1520-nucleotide messenger RNA. RefSeq lists its product as uncharacterized. The record is from RefSeq and is a predicted model, not a curated record. The transcript has a single exon. The coding region runs from base 73 to 1140 and encodes 355 amino acids. NCBI's taxonomy places the organism in Eukaryota, Fungi, Ascomycota, Leotiomycetes, Helotiales, Hyaloscyphaceae.
UUUACAUACAGUCAUCCCUCUCCAUCACCGACUUCAAACCAACCUCAAUCAAGAUCACUCUCAAGAGCCAUCAUGGCCUCAUUUGAAUACAGUGCGACCACAAUUCAGGACCGCCUCGCAGCGGCAGCCUCCCAAAACAUGCAACUUCUCAAGACGAUCUCCGAGACCAGCUACGCCACCUCUGAGUAUCAGCAAACCAACAAAUUCAUCGGGGAUCUAAAGAAACAAAUUUCUAUUGAAGAGAAGAAGCUCAAAGACGUCAACCGUGCCGUGGACAUCGAAUAUGCUCAGCACAAGAAAUACCGGGAUUCACAUGUGAGGCGACUCGCAUAUAAGAUCGGCGGCAAGAAAGACAAAUUCGAAGCUGACGCCACCAAAGAGGAGAAAGAAUGGUUGGAUGCGGUUGCUAUACAGCUUCAGACCAAAAAAGCCCUUGAGCACUUGAACGUCAAGCUUGCACAAAUCACGAAGAAGAAUGCAAAUUUGAUGGGCGUGAUGCGCGUCCGAACCACUGCCGGUCUAGAGCUUGAUGCCCUGUACAAGUCGAUCUUUGAUGGUCCAACACCUGAGAUUCCCGAAGAAGAUCAGAAAGAGAAGGAAUGGUUGCAAGCGGAAUUUAAUUUCAACAUGGCCGGAGUCAUGCUCAACACCGAAAAACAGGCUGAUGACAUCCUCGUGGAUGCUGACAAGUUCAUGAACUUUGCUAUCCGGGACAUUAUCUCAGCUCGCGAGGCUUCAGGCUAUGACCUCUGGGGCGUUGGAGGUGUUUGGACGGAGAUGUCUGAGAACAAUUCUCUUGUCUCCUGUGAACAGAACGUUCGACAGGUUGAGAUGCUCAUCUUGCAGGCGCAGAGGAUUCAACCGGCCGUGCGGAAUAUCGGCGAUAUGAGAGUCGCACAAAUGAACUUCAUGACGAAUGUGGUUUUUGACAAUAUCUUCUCGGACCUGGAUAUGCGGGAUCGGAUCAAGCGGUCUCAGGCACAGUUGAAGAUGGCUCAGGCAAAUCUCACUGCUGAGCUGCAAGCGGCCAGGGAAAGAACAACGGCGGCACAGACCGAGGUGAAUGGGGCUAAAGCUGUGCUGGAUCAGAAGAGACUGGAGUUGCAGCACAUUAGAUUGGUAGCUUUGAAAAGUUGGUAAGCGAGCGCGGGAUGGCUGAUCGAGGAGCACCACCUCCUUACGUGAUGGAAGGGCAGAAGGUUUAAAACGCUGGAAAUGCUUCAAAGACGUUAAUGGUUCUCCCUGCAGGUCCUCAUAUCUGUCUUCUCUUUAGGCCCGUCUUAUAUUUUGCUCGCUUUCUGUUUAUGACAGCACCAAAUUCCUAUAGUUUGGUAGCGGGGCGUAAAGUAGCAAAUAUGACUUUGAUGGUCAUUUUUAUCUCCUUUAAAUCCUGUUAUUUGCCUACAGUUACAUGGAGAGUCUUUGAUUAAUACGAGCUCACAUAGUACCCAGGAUUAUGAGCCAGCUUCUCGCGGUACUUCUCUAGCACCUCACUCUUCGAACCAAAAUCAACAUCCGCA